This is a messenger RNA of Brugia malayi, 432 nucleotides long. It is a transcript of the gene Bma-ttr-41, whose product is annotated as Transthyretin-like family protein. Gene Ontology annotation, cellular component: cell surface. The transcript has 3 exons. NCBI's taxonomy places the organism in Eukaryota, Metazoa, Nematoda, Chromadorea, Rhabditida, Onchocercidae. The coding region runs from base 1 to 432 and encodes 143 amino acids. The record is from RefSeq and is a predicted model, not a curated record.
AUGUUUACAUGGUGUUUAUCAUUAAUCUUAUCACUUGCACUGAUAAUCAAUGUUAGCGCAAUAAGAAGGCAAGGUGUUGCGGUACGUGGGCAAUUAUUGUGCGGUUCAGCACCGGCUAAUCAAACUAAAGUUCGUAUUGUCGAUAUUGACACAGGUCCUGAUCCUGAUGAUACGCUUGAUGAGAAAAUUGUUGAUGCGAAUGGAAAAUUUGAAUUAAACGGAAGUACACGUGAACUAACAGACAUUGACCCAGUGUUAUACGUAUGGACCGAUUGUCAGGAUGGAUUAAUACCGUGUCAACGUAAAAUAACAUUUAAAAUACCAAAAAAAUUUAUUCAUAAUGGCGAACCAAAAUCUGAGCAAUGGAUUGAUAUUGGUGUGUUAAAUUUGCAAGGACAUUUUGAGGACGAAGGACGAGAAUGCUUACAUUAA